Boleophthalmus pectinirostris (great blue-spotted mudskipper) is the source of this 2201-nucleotide messenger RNA. It is a transcript of the gene elovl1a, whose product is annotated as ELOVL fatty acid elongase 1a. The transcript has 8 exons. Gene Ontology annotation, molecular function: fatty acid elongase activity. Gene Ontology annotation, biological process: very long-chain fatty acid biosynthetic process; sphingolipid biosynthetic process; fatty acid elongation, saturated fatty acid. The record is from RefSeq and is a predicted model, not a curated record. NCBI's taxonomy places the organism in Eukaryota, Metazoa, Chordata, Actinopteri, Gobiiformes, Gobiidae. Gene Ontology annotation, cellular component: endoplasmic reticulum; endoplasmic reticulum membrane. Bases 552 to 1496 code for a protein of 314 amino acids.
AAUCAGGUUAAAAAUGUUUUAUGCACCUUUAUAUAUGUCAAACUUUUUAUUACAUUGGUUUAUCAAAUAUUGGGGCCAAUUUUGCUUUAACCAGGGUGGACAACUCUCUGACCCCAUCCCAUUCACUAAACUGACAGUCCAAUGAGAGGCUGUCAAAGUCAGUGUGAGAAGGUGGAGCCUGGCUUGAAGCAGGGUGUGGUUCUGAAACCAGCAAGAUUUCUAGUAAUUCUCAGGGUUUUAAAAUGAGCACAAUCUGUUUAGUCAGUCAGUAGAGACAUCGCUAAGACCUUUACUCAUCCAUUUCCUAACCUUCCCUCUCUCCACCCCUUUGUUCAUUCCAUACAAGAAUCUAAUCAUAUCUUUGUCAUUGCAUUCUGAACUCUGCUGGAGCAUUGAUUUGAAGGGGUGGACUCCAGGCCUGGUUUAACUGGUACUUGGAUACAGACUGUGUGCUCCCUGCUCUGGCUGUGCAGCUGCUCUCUGAUAGCGCCAGAGACCAGGGCUCAGGAGGGUGAUUUAGGGUGAUACAGGGACAGAACAAGGCUGUCAACAUGUCGCGACAAAUUGCAUCAGGGAUUGUACAACUCAACGAUUACUUUUUUGAAAAAAUAGAUGUCAGAGUUCGGGACUACCCACUAAUGCAGAGUCCUAUAGAUAUGACUGUUAUACUGCUGACCUAUGUCUUCUUCUCUGUGUAUGCUGGGCCACAAAUCAUGGCCAACCGCAAACCUCUACGAUUAAAUACAGCUAUGAUAUGCUACAAUCUAUCCAUGGUUUUAUUUAAUGCUUACAUUGUCUAUGAGUUCUUGAUGUCAGGAUGGGCUACAACAUUUACAUGGAGAUGUGACCUAAUCGACACCUCCAACAGUCCACAAAGCCUCAGGAUGGUUCGAGUAGCAUGGAUGUUUUAUAUUUCAAAAUACAUUGAACUUCUGGACACAGUGUUCUUUGUACUAAGGAAGAAACAAAACCAGAUUACAUUUCUUCAUGUUUUUCACCACUCUGUUAUGCCCUGGAGUUGGUGGUGGGGUGUCACUCUUACCCCUGCUGGAGGAAUGGGGUCUUUUCAUGCCAUGGUGAACUCUGCUGUCCAUGUCAUCAUGUACUUUUACUAUGGACUAUCUGCUGCUGGCCCACGCUUUCAGAAAUACCUGUGGUGGAAGAAGUAUAUGACUGCCAUCCAGCUAACUCAAUUUAUUCUGGUGUCCAUUCAUAUCAGCCAGUACUAUUUUAUGGAAAAAUGUGAUUAUCAGUUUCCAUUGUGGAUUCACCUCAUCUGGAUGUAUGGUGUCUUCUUCUUUGUCCUCUUCUCUCGUUUUUGGGUGCAAGCUUACAUAAGGGGCAAGCGACUUCCUGCCUCAGAGAGCACCAAAGAGACGAAUGGAUCAACACAAGACAAUGUUAAAAUUUUGGCCAAUGGCAACCACGUGGGUAAUGGACAUGUUCAUCACCAUACCAAUGGAAAUAUAUUCAUGGGAAAAGUAAAGGAAAUUUGACCAGAAGUAUGAAGAAUCUGCAUUUUGAACUGGUUAUUUUAGGACAGUCUUGAUUAACACUGCCUAAGAUUUUGUUGCUACCCCAAGCACGACAACACUGUGUCCAUGCAAGAGUGGAAUGCCUUUGAGAGUGUGCACAUCAGGAGUAUGUAGCUGGCUUUGUGUGAUGCCAGUUGUCCUCUGUUGUAUGUAACUAAUUUUUGUAUUAGUCACUCAAGACUGUUGCUUCUCUCCAAUUUAAACUCAGGCUUGAAUCUGACUCUGACUGGAAGACUGUAUGACAGCUGAUGUUUCGGAGUAUUGCACAAUUUCCACAGAAGAACAGCACAUGUAAAUACUAAAUGAAAGUCAGAACAUGUUUAAUAAUGAAUGUUUGUUUAUUUAACUCUUGAAAUAAAACUAUGUUUUCAGUUUGAUUUGUAACAUGGGUAAACCUAAAUGUUGUUAAGAAAAUGUUUAACCACAGUCACAAAUUAUGGACUUUUUAUUUAGACUGAACUGUGAAAUAACAUACUUGCCCUGAGCAAGUAGGGCUUUGUAGUUUAUUUUACAUAAACUUUUUACACCCAAUGGGUAUGUGAAAGCAUAUUUUCUCAUUAUUGUUAGAUGGCUAUAUCUAAUGAAUCAGUCAGUGCUUUAAUUUAAAGCCGUAGUAUGUAACAUUUUAGCCAAAAAAUAUACUUAAAUAAAAGCAAGUUAUAUAUA